UCCACUGGACCCUUCUCCUCUUCGCUAAAACCACAGUAGAGAGAGAAACGCUUGUGUCGUGCUCCUCCUCUCCAUCUUCUCCCCUACCUCGACGAUGCGGAAGCGCGAUCUCGGCAUCCUCCUCCUCGCCGCUUUCGCCAUUUUCUUCUCUCUACAGCAUGAGGGGGACUUUUCAUUCAAGGAGGCUUGGUUCCAUCUCUCUGAUGAGUAUCCGAUCAAGUAUGAGGCUGAGCGCCUCCCCCCACCUGUAGUAGUCGAUCUCAAUGGCGACGGGAAGAGCGAGGUACUUGUCGCAACACACGAUGCGAAGAUUCAGGUUUUAGAGCCUCAUAAUAGACGUGUAGAUGAAGGGUUCAGUGAAGCACGGGUCCUUGCUGAGGUCUCUUUGUUGCCUGACAAAGUCCGCAUAGCUUCCGGAAGACGACCUGUCGCGAUGGCUGCAGGUGUUGUUGAUCGUUCAUAUAAGCACGGAGAAAUAAGGAAGCAGGUCUUUGUUGUUGUCACAUCUGGCUGGUCAGUUAUGUGUUUUGAUCACAACCUCAAAAAGCUUUGGGAAAAUAAUUUGCAGGAGGACUUUCCUCAUGGUGCUCACCACAGGGAGAUUGCAAUUUCAAUAAGCAAUUACACAUUAAAGCAUGGAGAUGCAGGAUUGGUUAUUGUAGGAGGGAGAAUGGAAAUGCAACAUCAUACCUCCGCAGAUCUAUUUGAGGAAUUUAUGAUGUCGGAGAAUGAUGGUGAGCUGCAUCAUAGAAUUGCCAAUGAAAAAGAGGUCUCAGGGAAUGGUACUGUGGAUCUGCGCCAUUUUGCAUUUUAUGCUUUUGCUGGUCGGACUGGCACUUUAAGAUGGAGUCGGAAGAGUGAAAACAUCCAGGCACAACCAUCAGAUGCAUCAAUGUUGAUUCCGCAGCAUAACUACAAGCUUGACGUCCAUGCUCUCAAUAGUCGUCAUCCUGGAGAGUUUGAGUGUAGAGAAUUCAGAGAAUCAAUUCUUGGUGUAAUGCCUCAUCAUUGGGAUAGGCGGGAGGAUACUUCGCUACACUUGGCUCAUUUUAGGAGGCAUAAGAGGAAAUCUUUGAAGAAAACACCAGGAAAAACUGUUGCAACUACUUUACAUAAGCCGGUUGAGCACAACCCACUUGGGAAGGAUCGUUCCAAUAAAAUUGCCAAAGCGAUUGGGAAAGCUGCAGAUUAUGCUGGCUCAGCAAAAUCCAAGAAGAAGUCACUUUAUAUUCCUACCAUAACUAAUCAUACUCAAGUUUGGUGGCUUCCUAAUGUGGUUGUGGCACACGAGAAGGAAGGAAUAGAGGCUGUUCAUCUUGCUUCUGGACGCACCAUAUGCAAGCUUCAUCUAACGGAGGGAGGGCUUCAUGCAGAUAUUAAUGGAGAUGGUGUUUUGGAUCAUGUUCAGGUGGUUGGGGGCAAUGGAGCUGAACAAACUGUUGUUAGUGGCUCUAUGGAAGUGCUGAAACCGUGUUGGGCAGUUGCGACCUCAGGUGUACCAGUGAGAGAGCAACUCUUCAAUGCUUCUAUCUGCCAUUACAAUCACUUCAAUCUGUUCCCGCAUGGAGAUUUUGCAAGAAGCUUUGGAAGGACUUUUGACACAAGCACUUUGGAGGUGGCUACUCCGAUCCUUGUAGGUAGAGAUGAUGGGCACAAGCAUCGGAGAGGGAGCCAUGGAGAUGUCGUCUUUUUGACAAAUCGAGGAGAGGUAACAUCAUACACCCCUGGUUUACACGGCCACGAUGCCAUCUGGCGCUGGCAAUUGUCAACCGGUGCGACCUGGUCGAACCUCCCAUCUCCGUCUGGAAUGACAGAAAGUGCGGUGGUUCCCACCCUCAAAUCUUUUUCCCUCCGAUCUCAUCACCAUGAUAAAGAAGUCAUAAUCGCGGCGGGUGAUCAAGAAGCUGUUGUAAUAUCCCCCGGCGGAAGCAUAUUAACCUCGAUCGAGUUGCCCGCGCCUCCCACCCAUGCAUUACUCCUAGAGGAUUUCUCUGGAGACGGCCUUACUGAUAUUAUUCUAGUAACUUCUGGAGGGGUUUAUGGGUUCGUUCAGACCCGCCAGCCCGGCGCCCUCUUCUUCAGCGCACUCGUGGGUUGCCUAAUUGUUGUCAUGGGAGUAAUAUUUGUCUCUCAGCAUCUAAAUUCCAUCAACAAGGGGAAGCCCAGGGCUUCAACUGAUUACAGGUAGCGUGUUCUACCGGGCUAUUUACGGUACGCGGAUUAAAUACCCAAGGAGUAACCUAUCAUCUUCUCUUGAAACUUUUUCCUUGUUGGGUUAUAUUGUUAUAGAGGAGAAUAUAUGGUUGAUACUGUUGAUAUACUAUAGAAGCUUUUAGCUUUUCCCUCUUUUUGCCUCAACUAGGGUACCAUCACAGGGCUGCUUGUGUUUAAUCAUGAUACUGAAGCAUUUGGAAGACAAAUUGCCAUACAAAUUUUUGUCCUUUGCUAAGUGUAACCCUCACAACAGGAUAUUUGUGUUGUUUUUACAAAUUUGGGUGACAGUGAUCUGCUUUUGGAAUGGAAAGAUAAUAGGUUGUUUAUUUA
Ananas comosus (pineapple) is the source of this 2544-nucleotide messenger RNA. RefSeq lists its product as uncharacterized. The transcript is spliced from 13 exons. Lineage: Eukaryota; Viridiplantae; Streptophyta; Magnoliopsida; Poales; Bromeliaceae. Bases 95 to 2188 code for a protein of 697 amino acids. The record is from RefSeq and is a predicted model, not a curated record.